AUGUCUGAAUAUUUGGAAACAAGAACAUAUUAUUAUGAUCCUGUUAUGGAUAUAGAUGUUAAUGGAGGUGAUCCAAUUGUUGAUGAUGAGGAACAAGAAACAUGUGCCAUUUGUUUACUUGAAUAUAAAGAUGAAAACACCAUUAGCACACUUCAAUGUGGCCAUGAAUUUCACUCUGGAUGCAUCAAGAAGUGGCUGCAGAGGAAAAAAUCAUGUCCCUUUUGUAGAGCUUCAUUUCUUGUAACUUUGAGAGGAUAUCCAGAAUCAUUGCAGAUUAUCAUGUCAGAAUUUUCUACACAUCCAGUUCCUUAUCAUGUUUCUGAGAUUGAUAGCAUUUUAACUUGUGCCGAAUAA
Molecule: messenger RNA, 354 nt
Organism: Lycium ferocissimum
Lineage: Eukaryota; Viridiplantae; Streptophyta; Magnoliopsida; Solanales; Solanaceae
Product: probable E3 ubiquitin-protein ligase RHB1A
Exons: 2
Coding region: 1-354 (117 amino acids)
Cellular component (GO): nucleus
Molecular function (GO): ubiquitin protein ligase activity
Source: RefSeq, a predicted model, not a curated record